Messenger RNA from Odontomachus brunneus, 2295 nucleotides. Its product is annotated as zinc finger protein 675-like. The record is from RefSeq and is a predicted model, not a curated record. NCBI's taxonomy places the organism in Eukaryota, Metazoa, Arthropoda, Insecta, Hymenoptera, Formicidae. Gene Ontology annotation, biological process: regulation of transcription by RNA polymerase II. Gene Ontology annotation, cellular component: nucleus. The coding region runs from base 212 to 1222 and encodes 336 amino acids. Gene Ontology annotation, molecular function: RNA polymerase II cis-regulatory region sequence-specific DNA binding; DNA-binding transcription factor activity; zinc ion binding. The transcript has 4 exons.
UGCUUUCUCUCAUCCCGCAACACUCAAGAGGUAGCGCGUGUUCCGGGUAGUAUGUAUUUCAGUGCGUCAGUGUGACAAAUUUCCUAACCUAAUGCAACAUCAACUUUUGCUAAUAUCUCGUUACUUGACGCAGAGCGACAAUUUUGUCAGAUAAAAAAAGCUGUUUCUCGUGCAAAAACACGUCUAUUUUCAUCGAAAUCGGAGAUAAUUCAUGAAAAUAGUUAGCAUGCAGAAAAUAUGCAGAUUAUGUCUUCAAGUACAACAACGGAAUGUAACACCUCUGUUCCGCGACGAUACCAACGAUGACGAAUGCCGGCACUUAAGGCUAUUGAUCACAGAUUUAUGCUCCAUUGUCAUAUUACAAGAUGACAAUUUACCAAAAUCUAUUUGUUGGAAGUGUAACAUGAAGUUACAAGAUGCUCAUAAAUUUGUCAACAUGUGUAAAAUCUCUAACAAUAAGCUGCGUGAAGAAUAUGAGGAGACUAAACAAUAUCAGAGCAAGAAAAGGAUCUCACUAACAGAAAAAGAACAAAAAUCUAAGGAAAGAAAGUGCAAAUCCGUCAAUAGAUCUUUGACAUCUAUAAAAAGAUCCUUACAAAUAUGUCCAAAAAACUUUAGUAACUCGGAGAUAUAUGAUCCUGCAUUAUCCCAAGAUUCACUAGGUGAAAAUAUCAAAACAACAGUAAAACUGCAAUCUGAUCAUGUUGAAGAAAACAAUCUUAAAAUUCAAGAAAUAUCCUUAAAAGCACAAAUUGCACACAAUCCCAAUAUUCAUUAUGAGAAAUUGUCACAUAAUUACCAGAAGCAAUAUCUCUGUGAUAUUUGUAGCAAGACCUUUUAUUCUAUGUCCGGAUUACGCUUUCAUAUGAAAUCACAUUAUGGCUCUAAGCCAUAUGCUUGUCAAUACUGUGGCAAAAGCUUUGCUAUUCCUAGUUAUAAGAAGAGACAUGAGAGAAUUCACUUGGACGAUAAGUUCUUUGUCUGCCAUAUAUGUAGCACUGUUUUCAAGUCAUCGAACGGACUGAAAUAUCAUAUGAGGACUCACACGGGCGAAGCAAACUAUCAUUGCCACACGUGCAGUAAAUCUUUCACCCGAUACAAAUAUCUAAAAGAGCAUGCUUUUACGCACACUGGACAAAAGCCUUUCGUCUGCAAACUUUGUGGCUCCGCUUACAACAACUCUGGUAGUUUAUUUGUGCACAAGAAGAAGUGCAAAUCGUGAAAAGACAUUCCCAAGUAGGAAUUUACUACUGGCAUCAAAGUGUUACCGACUUAUAGUAAACGUUAUUGGCAUAGUACCAGAUGCCAGUACGGGUUUAGUGUUGGUGUGAUACUGGGAUGAUAGAAAAGGGCCAGUAUCGGAAAACAGUACUGUCACAGUACCGAAAAUCAGUAUUGUACCAGUAUAUAAAAAGUAUUGAUUCUUAGCACUGGGAAAGUACUUAUUCCCAGUACUGGGCCAGUAUUGAUUCUUAGUAAUUUUUAUUAUUUGUACAAUUGUUAAUAUUAACUAUAUAGUAUGGAAAAAAAGAUCAAACUCUGGCCGAGUUGCUCUCCUUUGUACCUAAUUUUUAUUAUUUAUACAAUUGUUAAUAUUAACUAUAUAGUAUGGAAAGAAAGAUCAAACUAUGACCGGGUUGCUCUCCUUUACAGGUACCUAUACAGGUCUAUUUUUAAUAGUCAUGAGGAAAAAAUUAUCGGGGCGACGGCUGGAAUUGAAUUCUAGUCUUACGCUUGUCAAGUAAGCAUCCUUACAACUGAGCUAUCUAGGUUUCGCGUUAGUGAUCUUUUCCGUUUUCCCAUAAAGGACAUUGAUAUCGUUCGUUUUCGAUACGGACACAAUACUGGCUCAAUAUCCUCUAUUGGCAGGUUUUUACUUGAGUAUCCAGUACUGAUUCUACAAAGGGCCAAUACCAAUAAUAUAGGUUUUUUUAAUACUGGGCCAGUAUCGAAAACGACAAACACUUUUCGGUAACGCCUCAGUAUGCGUACGGUACAACUAUUCAGUACCUAAUCUUAAUACUGAGCCAGUAUCAAAACCGGAUAUACGCUUUUCGGUAUCGACCCAGUAUCGGACCAUUUUUCCGUACUAGCGAAACGUAUGAUUCCUACUUGGAUUGUUUCAGAAAUGACUGUGUGACGAUAAUAAUAUGCUAUAGAUCUGUUUCUUUUUUUAUUGAGCUAAGUUGCAUUUUUUACUUUUAUACUGAAGCAAUAUAUAACCCACACAGCACAAAACAUCUCAGCAAUGUCUCCAGAAUAUUACAAAUAUCAUUUUUAAAAUAUUACAUUUGA